AUGGCUUUCAUCAAAUACGCCCUCCCCGCUCUUGCUGCGGCCCAGGUCGCCAUGGCUGCCAGCUGUGGUAGCACCGACAGCACCAUCACCAUCUCCAGCCAGAGUGACCUUGACAGCUACGCGACCUGCACCACCCUCAAGGGUGAUGUUGAGAUCAGCGAGAGCGCCUCUGGUGACCUCACCCUCAGCGGUGUCACCUCCAUCACUGGUGGACUGAGCUGCACCGGCGGCAGCAACAUCACCUCUUUCAGCUCUUCCUCCCUGAGCUCCAUCGGCGACACCUUCAAGCUGGACGGUCUCACUACCCUUACCACCCUCAGCUUGACCAACCUCACCAGCGUUGGCUCCAUCUCCUGGACUGCUCUCCCCGAGCUGCAGUCCCUGGACUUCACCAAGGGUGUUUCCGAGGCCGGCAGUGUCACCAUCACCAACACUGGUCUUACCAGCUUGGACGGUAUCUCCCUCAAGACCGUCGGUACCUUCGACAUCACCGAAAACACCAACCUGAAGACCGUCAACGUCAACGAGCUCACCAACGCCACUGGUCUGAUCAACUUCGCUGGUAACAUGGACUCCCUGCAGAUUAUCCUCCCCAACCUCGGCACCGGUACCAACAUGACCUUCCGUAACGUCAGCGGUGUCUCCAUCCCCUCUCUCGAGACUCUCAGCGGUCAGCUUGGUUUCUGGGGUAACACCUUCACCAACUUCAGCGCUGCCAACCUCACCACCACUGGUGACCUUGUCUUCGACGACAACACCAAGCUGAACAACAUCAGCAUGCCCGUCCUGAAGACCGUCAACGGUGGAUUCCAGAUUGCUCGCAACGACAAGCUUAAGUCCAUCAACUUCCCCGACCUGAAGGAGGUUACUGGUGCCAUUGACUUCAGCGGUGACUUCGACGAGGUUUCCCUCUCUUCCCUGACCGAGGUCAAGGGUGGCUUCAACAUGCAGAGCACUGGUAACUUCAGCUGCAGCGCCUUCAAGACCCUGCGUGAGAACAACGUCAUCCGUGGUACCUACACCUGCAAGGCCAGCACCUCCGACCCCACCACCAGCGAUGGAUCCUCUGGCACCUCUUCCUCCACCACCAGCAGCAGCAGCUCUUCCUCCACCAGCAGCGACAGCGCCUCCGUCAUGAACGUGGCCAACAUGCCCGCUCUUGGUCUUGCUGCCGUCCUCGGUGGUCUGAUCCAGUACGCUCUGUAA
Aspergillus neoniger CBS 115656 is the source of this 1206-nucleotide messenger RNA. It is a transcript of the gene ecm33, whose product is annotated as GPI-anchored protein Ecm33. The transcript is spliced from 3 exons. Gene Ontology annotation, biological process: fungal-type cell wall organization. The record is from RefSeq and is a predicted model, not a curated record. The coding region runs from base 1 to 1206 and encodes 401 amino acids. Gene Ontology annotation, cellular component: plasma membrane; fungal-type cell wall. Lineage: Eukaryota; Fungi; Ascomycota; Eurotiomycetes; Eurotiales; Aspergillaceae.